UUUAUACAGACAUACGUAUCGCACAUGAAACUUGUGUCCAAGUUUGCUGUGACCAUUCCCACUGUGCCAAAUGUGUGGUGUAAUACACCAUUAAGCUAUUUAUAUAAAAUUAUGCGAAUCUAUGCUCUGAGACCAGAAAUGCUAAUCUGUGGUAUGGUUUUGGUGAUUAUCCUAUUUUACGUGCAAGCCGUAAAUGUGUGGAGUAGAGCACUUAUGGGCAGAAUUCAUUAUACUCUGGGACGCACAACUUCCAAGGUGUCUAAGCUGCAAUUUUUAGUUAAUGACUCUGUGAAUAACGGAGUAAAACUUAAUUGGGAGUUAAAACAAGAUUAUAUUGCAGCAUUUGCUGUUCAAGGGCACAGAGCUCGGAUGGAAGAUCGUUUUGUAGUAAAUGAAGAUGUAAACAAUAUUGGAAUUUCUUUGUUUGCAAUAUUUGACGGUCACGGUGGAGAGGAAUGCGGCAGUUGCACGCAUAACAUGCUGUCACAACAGCACACAAAUACUAUGAUAACAGAACAUGGCAAGAAUAGAAUAAAGCAUUUUACAUGA
Harpegnathos saltator (Jerdon's jumping ant) is the source of this 549-nucleotide messenger RNA. Its product is annotated as protein phosphatase 1L. Gene Ontology annotation, molecular function: cation binding. The record is from RefSeq and is a predicted model, not a curated record. The transcript has 3 exons. The annotation marks the transcript as partial. NCBI's taxonomy places the organism in Eukaryota, Metazoa, Arthropoda, Insecta, Hymenoptera, Formicidae.